AUGAAUUUCUGUUCAUUCUCUUACGUUCCUUUUCCACUUAAACAUUGAUAUCACCUAGGUACUUACAUAAAAUAAAAUACCUUCUUAAGAAUAAUAUAAAUUUCAAGAAAUAAGUCACUAAUAUUUAAAAGAACAUGCAUGUCGCUAAAGUGGUAAUAUUUAUAUUUUUACUUAAACAAACUUUUGCCAAGCAGCAAAUAACAGAAACUGAGAUAAUGAAUAAUUUUAAUGAUAUUGAUACAAGUAAACAUGACGUGUUAGUUGAUUGUAUAUUCAAAAUUAUUGACACGAAUUUUAUUUAUAAUACACCAACAAUAAUUGCUAACCAAAACAUCCCGAACGAUACAGUAAACAAACGUGAAUUCGAUGAGAAAAUACUGAAAGAAUUCGGCAGACGGCGCACUCCGAUUGUUUCCCAAGAUCACAUUGAUACAAAUAAAAUAUACGUGCAAGAAGGGACCAUCUUGAGGAUAAAAUAUAUUACCAGUUGUGACAUAUUGACUGAGUCACAAACUGAUAUUGAAAAUCAUGUAAAAUAUCUGUUUAUUAUAGUUGAUUACUCUGACGAACAUUGUGAUCACAAACUUCGAGAAGUUGGUCAAAAUUUAAGCAUGUAUGACGUUACAUAUAUCACCAAAAACGCAGAUGAUGUGAUUGAAGUAGUUACUUUUAUACCGCAAAUAAAUGAAACUACUUGUGAACUACAUCGUAAUUUAGUACCAUUCUUUCUAUCUAUAUGUAGUUCUACUGAAAGAUUCAAUGCCUUUCCAGAUAAAAAGCCUAAUAACUACAUGAAAUGUCCUCUGAAAUUAGGAAUAGCAUCACUUUAUCCAUUCGCAACAAUUGCAAAUAAGAGUUCAAUGAUGACAAACGAUCGGUUACAUGAAGAUGCUUUUUACGGGUCUGAUGUGGAAACAUUGAGAAUCAUGGCCGAAUACUUCAAUUUUACCCCACAAUUUUACUACAUUCACAGAUAUGAAGAAAAUCCUUUCUUAGAUAAUUCUUUUUUGGCUUCUUUAAUCAAUGGGAGUCUCGAUAUUUGCGCUGGUGGUCUUUACAGGGUCUAUGAUAACUUAGUUGACUAUUCAGGAGUUUAUGGAAGACAAGCAGUUGUCUGGAUGUACUCAGUAAAGCGGGAUAAGCGGUCAUGGAAAGUCUUAAUCAGAAAUGUAAACGGAGUAUACAUAUUCGUGAUAUUCUAUGCCAUCUUCUGUUCCAUUUGGAAAUUGAUGUGCAUGUUUGACAAGCAAGACAUUCCUAUGGGAAGAAUGUUGUUAUACGCUUUUGGAGCUCUCAUUGGUACCUCUUCGCUUGAAGAAGGUAAAACUUUAAAACAGAAGAUCUUGCAAUUCGUAUAUUUGAUUAUGUGUAUUCAUCUGUCAGCGUAUGUAAGUGUACAGAUGUAUUCGUUUCUAACUAUCCUAUCGCCACCAACUAUGUAUAAGACCAACGCGGAUAUCAUGGAAUCAGGCUUGCAGCCGUAUUUGGUGCCUUUAUUAAAAUAUUUCAUAAAUGAUGAAUCUUAUCAUGCGUUUGCUGAGACAGCAGAAGAUUGUGAAUCCUUUUAUGAUUGUGAAGAAAUGAGUUUGAAAUUCAAUGGGAUGACUCUCGUUUUAGAUGAUAUGUUCACAGAGCUGCAAGCAAAAACUGCUGUUAACGAUGAGGCAACUACUUUAAGAGCAAAUGAGAAUAUGUUAACAAUAUACCAUGAGAUGCUUCUUCGAAAAGAUAUUUACAUCGUAAAGAGAUUCCAGAAGAUUACCUCAAUACUUUUAAAUUCAGGGAUAAGUGACCGGUUGAUACGCGAAGCAAUAGGUAUACUAACUACAGCAAAAUCUAAAAGUGCUAGUAAGAACAUGAUGAGUUACAGCUACAGUUGUGGAGUGGGAUGUAGCAUUACAUUGAAACAGAGUGUUGGUACAUUUUAUGCCUGGAUGUUAGGCUGUGUGUUCUCCUUUUGCGCCUUUAUUAUUGAAAUCUUGGCCAAAAAGAAUAUUUAA
Messenger RNA from Ostrinia nubilalis (European corn borer), 2000 nucleotides. RefSeq lists its product as uncharacterized. The record is from RefSeq and is a predicted model, not a curated record. Bases 135 to 2000 code for a protein of 621 amino acids. The transcript has a single exon. NCBI's taxonomy places the organism in Eukaryota, Metazoa, Arthropoda, Insecta, Lepidoptera, Crambidae.